AUGGACGAUCAAGCUGCCAAAGGACUCAGAGUAACGAAUAUGAUAUCAAUAGCCGUUGUGCUGGUGCUCAUUAUCAUUAUGGGAGUGUUGUAUACACUUUUUGAACUCUUCUUGGCAAUUUACAUUCUUGAGAUCAUAAUGGUAAUUCUCAAUAUUGGUUACUUAUUCUUGCCUUCUGUUCAUGCUGCAUUCAAUAGAUUAAAGGCCUUCUUAAUCUAUCUCCCAUGCCUGCUUAUGCUGAUCUUAACAACUGUGGAAUUCUUUAGACUGUUCGUAUCCUGGAUUAGAUACCCUGGCUCAUACAAUGUAGGCACCUAGAUUGUAUGCUUGAUUACACUCGUCACAGAAUUCGCUCAUAACUUUACAUACGCACUAUAUGCAAGAAAAUGUGCUGCCGUCUGA
Stylonychia lemnae is the source of this 402-nucleotide messenger RNA. The record is from the annotation of a GenBank genome assembly. NCBI's taxonomy places the organism in Eukaryota, Ciliophora, Spirotrichea, Sporadotrichida, Oxytrichidae.